This is a messenger RNA of Eimeria tenella, 1077 nucleotides long. RefSeq lists its product as uncharacterized. Bases 1 to 1077 code for a protein of 358 amino acids. The record is from RefSeq and is a predicted model, not a curated record. The transcript is spliced from 5 exons. Lineage: Eukaryota; Apicomplexa; Conoidasida; Eucoccidiorida; Eimeriidae.
AUGCGAGAAGCUGCAGCACCGGCAGCAGCAGCAGCAGCAGCAGAAUCCCCAAUUGGCUUUCGGUGGCCCACAGCGGAAGAGGCAGCAGCAGGCAAGGGUUCCCGUGCCUGUGGGGGCAGCAGCUGCCGCACGCAGCAGAAGCAGCAAGAAGCAGCAGCAGCGCUGCAGCUUCUGCAGCAGCAAAUUGCUGCAGCACGAAAGGAGCGGGGGCUGCCGGACAUGGACUUCCUCCGUGCUGCGCUGCUGCAGUGCAACAAGGAGGCCAAAGCAGCAGCAGCAAACGUGGACACGCUGCGAGCAGCAGCAGCAGCAGCUGCUGCUGACGCCAGAUCUGGCCGCACUGUGCUUCAGAGAGGUUUCGAGCGAGGCGACCGAAGGUUUGUGGUUUGUGAUUUGAGCCGAUACAAAAAAGGCGAGCCGCUGCUGCUGGAGCAGCAGCAGCUGCCGUUGCUGCUGCUGCACUACUUGCCUUAUAACAGCAGCAGCAGCAGCAGCAGCAGAUACUCGCCGUGGAGCAGCAGCAGCAGCAGACGCCCUGAGUAUUCCAGAUUUUACUACAGCUCGGAAGACAGACGCCGGAUGCCGCAACGAAGCAGCAGCAGCAGCAGCAGCAGCAGCAGCAGCAGAUACACGCUGCGGGUAGCAAGAAAUGAAGAGCAGCACAGACGCAACAGAAGGCGCAGCAGCAGCAGCAGCGCACCGCUGCGGCGUUCAAGUGUACGUACACCGCAGAAGACAUGGAGGCCCGCAGCUGCAGCAGCAGCACCUGCUGCUGCUGCUGCUGAAAGGUCUUCAAGGGAGGCUUCGCACAGAAGGGAGACAGCAGCAGCAGAUGGCGAGAAAAACAGCCGUACCCAGGAAGCAAAAGAAGGGGGAGCAGCAGCAGAGGCUGCUGCUGCUGCUGCUGCGGUCGCUGCUGCGGAGGAAGCAGCAGCAGAAGAAGCAGCAGCUGCUGCAGCAGAAGAGGAAGCAGUUGUUGCAGCAGCAGACGCAGAAGCUGCUGCUGCAUGCGGCAGCUUAGCCUUCGAAAGGGCCAGGAGUGUUUCGCUUAGCGCUGCGUCUCCAGCUGUGCACUAG